Molecule: messenger RNA, 523 nt
Organism: Sodiomyces alkalinus F11
Lineage: Eukaryota; Fungi; Ascomycota; Sordariomycetes; Glomerellales; Plectosphaerellaceae
Exons: 1
Coding region: 203-481 (92 amino acids)
Source: RefSeq, a predicted model, not a curated record
UUCUCACAAAAGACCUAAGAUAUUCGGACCGGAGAUACCUUCCUGACGCCGGCGCGGGCCAGUAGUCAGAAUGUGCCCUUCCUAAAACGCCGACCCGGGCGGUAGAGCCCGGACAAAGCCAUUUGUGGGGAAGACUCCCAGAUCAAUACGAGGAAGAGGCCAACUUGGAUGUGGCCGCGAGGGUAAAAACUGAGCAAGGAUCAUGUCAGGUUGUCGACUGCAAGAUUAUGCUCUCCGUGCUGGCGGACCUGGGCGCGGCCAGCAUUUCCAAUGCACUCGUCGGAGUGAAUGCCUCAUCCCUGAAUGGCUAGGGGGAUUCAAGGGAUUUUACUGUCAUCACUGGAUCAGGAGAUGUCACGGCCUUGAGUCUGGUCAGUGGUUGUGGUAUCAUAUAUCUUUCUCUACUAUCCCUAGUAGUCUGUUAGUUUGUAUUCUUAAUAGUAUCCCAACGCCGGCUUCUGUCCAUUGUCCAUAUCCAUGACUGUAAUUAGGGAGAAAGAAAAUACUGAUUGCUAAUACCGUG